AUGGCUAGUCCUAUAGAAUCUCAACAGCAUCUCUCCAUAUAUCUAGGUUUCUGCCAUACCCUUGUGGGUCACGUCAUUCUGCAACCGUCCUUGGAGUCGGUGCAGGCACUUCUUCUUUUCUCGAUAACUCUCCGUGUCCGCGAUCAAUUGUCUCCGGCAUGGGACAUGCUUAUGAUCGCUAUCUCCAUGGCACAGACACUGGGGCUCGGCGACCCCGAUGCCUUGCGACAUUCGAUCCCCGAACGUGAGGCCGAUAGUAGUAUGGCUUCUAGACGCACAUGGUGGAUGCUAUACGUGUUCGAAAAGUUCCUCGCUUUCGAUUCAGGACGCAGAUCCACUUUAGGCAAUCAAAGCCUCUCAUCCUUGGAGCGGGACGCUCCGGCAAAGCCACUUGAAUGUGGGCAAGCUACGAAGCCUCAAGGUUACGAAUGCUACCUCGCCAGUUUGGCAAAUGUACUACAUGAAAUGCAAGAUCGUUCAUGGCGUACCUGGAAGAGAGAGUACCUGGAUGCAAGGAGCGAUUUGGAUUCCCGCGAGAGCAAAAUCCGUGCAACGGGCGCAAUCGAAUCUUUGCUGUGGAAGUGGCGAAGCAGCCUGCCUCCUGAAUAUCAGGCUGGAUGUUGUAAAUCCGCCGAUGUGCAACUCACGCCUCAGUGGGCAUUUCUCUUCUUUUACUAUCAUCAGGCGAUUUUUGUAUUAUAUCGUAAUGCUCUUUUGCUAGACUGGAGCGAGGUGAAGCGAGAGGUCGAUCGAUUUGGAUCCAAAGAACCCUGGCAUCUGCGGAUUCGCAAUGGUCCCCAAAUAUAUCUUGAAGCUGCUAAGGAUAUGACAAAUUUACAAGUCGCAGUGACCGAGAGUGCGGCGCCCAGUUUCCUAGCCGUGGCCACUUCGCCACUGCCAGCAGCCUACGUCUUGCUCAUUUAUAUCCGUUGCCAGCCAGCCUCUAUCCUGAACCGAGCACAUUUCGAGAUCAUGAAAGCUGCAAUGACCAUCUCACGCCAGCGAUAUUCGUCGAAGUGCACUGACAGCCAACUGGGUAAAUGUCUUGAUGUGUUAGAAAAUUAUGCCUCACGGCACCUCUCAGGCAUGGCCGAUCAAUUUUCAGAGGAGUCAAGUUCGGAACCCACAGUGGAUGAUCUGACCACAAUGUCACUCUCGAAUGGGGAGCUAUUGUCGAUGUCACUAGAAUCGUCAUCGCUCUCAUGGGGAUCCCUUGAGUCUUUAAGCUGGGACUGGAACGAAUUCGUUUCAUAG
Messenger RNA from Aspergillus welwitschiae, 1254 nucleotides. RefSeq names its product fungal specific transcription factor domain-containing protein. The transcript is spliced from 4 exons. NCBI's taxonomy places the organism in Eukaryota, Fungi, Ascomycota, Eurotiomycetes, Eurotiales, Aspergillaceae. Gene Ontology annotation, molecular function: DNA binding; zinc ion binding. Gene Ontology annotation, biological process: DNA-templated transcription. Bases 1 to 1254 code for a protein of 417 amino acids. The record is from RefSeq and is a predicted model, not a curated record.